AUGAAAGUCUUAUUUCUGGUACUUAUACUAUUUACAUGUGUUCCUGAAUUUUGUCAUGCAUUUUCAAUUCAACAAGGAAUUGAUUUUGUUCUAUCAUUAGCACAAAAUAAACCGGUUCAACAAGCAUUCGAUCUGAUUCUAUCACUGACACAAAAUAAACUAAGUUUGUUAGAAAAUUCGAAAUUUGUACAACAACUAUUUGAUAAAUUUAAAUCCGAAUAUCAACGUACGUAUCUGAAUAAACAAGAGCAGCAACAACGGUUAGAACAAUUCAAAGAAACCCUAAAAAGUCUCAUAUUGGCAAAAGUGCAAGAUUUAACAUUCCAGUUAAAAUUGAAUGAGUUUUCUGAUUGGACAAUAGAUGAAUUACAAACACUACGUGGUUAUGUGCCACACAAUGACAGUGAUCGAGACGCGCCUAUAGAUAAACCACAACCGAUACUAGUUGACCAUCGUCGUCGUUCGUCACUAUCUCGUCGUCGUUUAUCACUAUCUCGUCGUGCGUCUUCAUUGCCCGCUAGUUUUGAUUGGACCGGGAGGGUAUUGACAAGCAAUAGUGCUGUUACUGUUACACGUCCUAUUAAAAACCAGGGUCAAUGUGGUUCAUGCUAUGCAUUUGCAACAGUUGCUGUCCUUGAGACCGUAUUUACAUUGCAAUAUCCCGCCUCGUAUGAUUUGAGUGAACAACAAAUUGUGGAUUGUUCUAAAGCGUAUGGUAAUUAUGGUUGUGGUGGUGGUUUUUUUGAAAAGUCAUUUGAUUACUUGAAAGCUAACGCAUGGAAUCUGGAUUCUAGUUCAUCUUAUCCUUAUACUGCGAAUGAUUACUCAUCAUGUAAAGCAAAAAAUUCAGGUGUACGUUUUGCAAAAUUAGCUUAUGGUAUUAUUACAUUUGGGGAUGAAGCAGCCAUGAAAUCUUAUUUGUACAAUUACGGACCAUUGUGGAUUAGUUUCGAUGCGAGUAAUCCAUACUUCAAUAGUUAUGCGUCUAGUGUUUAUUCUGUUUCAAAUUGUGGUACAUUAGAAUCACAAACGAAUCAUGCCAUGGUGAUUGUUGGCUAUGGUACAGAUUCUUCAACCGGCUUAGAUUAUUGGAAAGUCAAAAAUUCGUGGGGAAAGAGCUGGGGUGAACAAGGUUUCAUUCGUGUUCGACGUGGAGUUAAUAUGUGCGGUAUCGCAGCACGAGCAUACUAUAUUGGACUUGCUACAUCUUGA
This is a messenger RNA of Didymodactylos carnosus, 1212 nucleotides long. The record is from the annotation of a GenBank genome assembly. NCBI's taxonomy places the organism in Eukaryota, Metazoa, Rotifera, Eurotatoria, Philodinida, Philodinidae.